GCAUCAUCGGCGGGAGUGUGUGUUGUGUCUGUGGAAAAUGAUCAAGAUGGAGCGACUUCUUGUUAUGCUACUGGUGGUAAUGAUGGUGACACCGAUAAAUUCAAUCGCGGUAAGACAAAGACUGUCUCAAGAGGACUGUGACAAAAUGGAUAUACGAAAGAUAAACAAUUAUUACUACGUGAAAGGUGCCCCGAUCAAUCUAACUGGGAUACCUUCAGAUUUCUCUGUGCACUGGCGAUCCGGAAGAGUUUUCUUCACACUAAUAAGCGAUGAUUAUUUAACAAUGAGAGUCCAAGUCUUAAAAGGCAAUGAAGUCAAAACUAUCAAAAUGGAUGUUGUCGGUCAGUCAACCACUGUAGAUAACUACAACGACAUUGUUUAUGUGGCUACUGAUAAUGGAGUGUAUAAAUAUAAUGUAGAUGGCACACUGGAACAUUACACAGCGGCUGGGGAAGAUGUUAUGUACGUUGCCGUUUCUAAAGAUGGAGUGAACAUGUUUAUAGCCACAUGGCCUCAGAAUAGAGUCCAAUUGAUUCGUAACAACGGUCAGCAUCAGGAGACGUUCUCUUUAAUACCUAACGGACAUGAUUUGAGAAUAGACACUUGCAAUAACGUUUAUUUUGUGGCAGCUAAAACUUCUUACGUUUUGCAAGCAGAUAACACUAUACCUAUUAGAAUUAAAGGCUUGCCAAAGAAUAAUAUGACAGGUAUUUUUGUAAAUAGAUCAGAUAAGGUAUACGCUAUGGAUGAAACAGGGAAUAUGUAUAGAAUUGAUGCAGAUCAAGCGAAAGCUACUCUACUUGGUUCAUUUCACAUUAAUGGUGUAAACGCUUUCGCUUUGGACGCGUUUGAUAAUGUACUUAUUGGUGUGCAUGGCGCCAUCUUGAAAUAUAAUAAGAUGGAAAGUUCUCCGUGUAGUGUGCUGAUGACGCUCAGUUAG
This is a messenger RNA of Cydia fagiglandana, 940 nucleotides long. RefSeq lists its product as uncharacterized. The coding region runs from base 38 to 940 and encodes 300 amino acids. The transcript has 2 exons. The record is from RefSeq and is a predicted model, not a curated record. NCBI's taxonomy places the organism in Eukaryota, Metazoa, Arthropoda, Insecta, Lepidoptera, Tortricidae.